UCCAGCAGGGCUCUGGGGACCCCAGAUGGACACUGCUAUGGAAGCCGACCUGGGUGCCUCCACCGGCCACAGGCCCCGAAUGGAGCUGGACGACGAGGACUCCUACCCCCAGGGUGGUUGGGACACAGUCUUCCUGGUGGCUCUACUGCUCCUUGGGCUGCCAGCCAAUGGGCUGAUGGCAUGGCUGGCCGGCUCCCAGGCCCGGCACGGAGCGGGCACGCGUCUGGCGCUGCUCCUGCUCAGCCUGGCCCUCUCUGACUUCUUGUUCCUGGUGGCAGCGGCCUUUCAGAUCCUGGAGAUCCAGCAUGGAGGCCACUGGCCACUGGGGACAGCUGCCUGCCGCUUCUACUACUUCCUGUGGGGCGUAUCGUACACCUCUGGCCUCUUCCUGCUGGCCGCCCUCAGCCUGGACCGCUGCCUGCUGGCGCUGUGCCCACAUUGGUACCCUAGGCACCGCCCUGCCCGCUUGCCCCUCUGGGUCUGUGCCGGGGUCUGGGUGCUGGCCACGCUCUUCAGCGUACCCUGGCUGGUCUUCCCCGAGGCCACAGUCUGGUGGUACGACCUAGUCAUUUGUCUGGACUUCUGGGACAGUGAGGAGCUGCCGCUGCGGAUGCUGGAGGUCCUGGGGGGCUUCCUGCCUUUCCUCCUGCUGCUGGUCUGCCACGUGCUCACCCAGGCCUCGGCCUGUCACACCUGCCGCCGCCAACCGCAGCCCACAGCCUGCCAGGGCUUUGCCCGUGUGGCCAGGACCAUUCUGUCAGCCUACGUGGUCCUGCGGCUGCCCUACCAGCUGGCCCAGCUGCUCUAUCUGGCUUUCCUAUGGGACAUCUACCCUGGCUACCUGCUCUGGGAGGCCCUGGUCUACUCCGAUUACCUGAUCCUGCUUAACAGCUGCCUCAGCCCCUUCCUCUGCCUCAUGGCCAGCGCUGACCUCCAGGCCCUGCUGCGCUCCGUGCUCUCGUCCUUCGCAGCAGCUCUCUGCGAGGAACGGCCGGGCAGCUUCACACCGGCUGAGCCACAGACCCAGCUGGACUCUGAGGGCCCAGCUCUGCCAGGGCCGACAGUGGAGGCCCAGCCACAGAUGGAUCUUGUGGCCCAGCCUCAGGUGAACCCCACAGCCCAGCCACGAUUGGAUCCCACAGCCCAGCCACGAUCAGAUCCCACAGCCCAGCCACAAUCAGAUCCCACAGCCCAGGCACAGCUGAACCCCACAGCCCAGCCACAGUCAGAUUCUGUGACCCAGCCACAGUCAGACACUGAGGCCCAGACCCCUGGACCCGCUGCCAGUUCUGUGCCCAGUCCCUGUGACGAAGCCUCCCCAGCCCCAUCCUCCCAUCCCACCCUAGGGGGCCCGGAGAACCCAGCCCCUCCUCCUGCUUCUGAAGGAGAAAUCCCCAGUGGCACCCCGCCAGAGGGGGCCCCAGGCACAGGCCCCACGUGA
Messenger RNA from Sapajus apella (tufted capuchin), 1441 nucleotides. It is a transcript of the gene GPR152, whose product is annotated as G protein-coupled receptor 152. The transcript has 2 exons. Bases 26 to 1441 code for a protein of 471 amino acids. The record is from RefSeq and is a predicted model, not a curated record. NCBI's taxonomy places the organism in Eukaryota, Metazoa, Chordata, Mammalia, Primates, Cebidae. Gene Ontology annotation, cellular component: membrane. Gene Ontology annotation, biological process: G protein-coupled receptor signaling pathway. Gene Ontology annotation, molecular function: G protein-coupled receptor activity.